Molecule: messenger RNA, 498 nt
Organism: Charadrius vociferus (killdeer)
Lineage: Eukaryota; Metazoa; Chordata; Aves; Charadriiformes; Charadriidae
Gene: SCNM1
Product: sodium channel modifier 1
Exons: 4
Biological process (GO): RNA splicing
Cellular component (GO): nucleus
Source: RefSeq, a predicted model, not a curated record
UCUCCCCAGGGCUCCCCGGCCCCUCUGUUGGCUCGGACAAGGAGGAUUGCCCGGAGCGCUCUGCUGAAAGCUGCUCCCUACAGCAGCUGCUGCCGGAGAACAGGGGCGGAGGGAAGCAGCUCACAAGCUGGUGUCACCUGGACGGGACCGAACGCCGCCCCAACACUGCCAGAGCUGUUGCAGAAGGACAGAGAAGCCGUGGACGCCAGCCCUGCAGCCCUGCUGCCGGGGCACCACGGUGGGCAAGCAGGUAAGAGCCAUCUGGCGGCUCCGGGGCUGCACUGGCACCAGCAGGACAGGGUGCCCGGGCUCUCAGCUGGACCUCUCCCAUUUCUCCGGCCUGAAGCCCUCAGCCCCGAGAGGCGCCAGGCCCUGGAGCGAUACCUGCAGCUGCGGAGUGCUGGCUGGAUCCAGGACCGCUCUGGCAAGUGGGUGAAGGAUGAGAACGCUGAAUUUGACUCCGACGAGGACGAGCCGCCCGCGUUGCUGCCGGCCUGA